Molecule: messenger RNA, 2223 nt
Organism: Vigna radiata var. radiata (mung bean)
Lineage: Eukaryota; Viridiplantae; Streptophyta; Magnoliopsida; Fabales; Fabaceae
Product: zinc finger CCCH domain-containing protein 6
Exons: 4
Coding region: 666-1922 (418 amino acids)
Molecular function (GO): metal ion binding
Source: RefSeq, a predicted model, not a curated record
AGAUCUAGUCCAAAUCGUUUAUUUUUUCUGAUCAGGGAUCAUAAUCUGGUUUUACCCCAAGUAUCAGUCUGUGCACAUUGGACAUGGAAAGAAGGCCAGACUCACUUGUGGGCGGACAUUUUUGUGUGUCCAGUUUCAAUGAGACGCAUCAGUAUCUUGCCUAGUGCUAUGGCGAGAUUGUAACUUGUGUUUUUAUUCAAUAGUGUUUCCAUCCAGGGUGGGGUAUUCUGGAUGCAGUUAUUCCUUGAGUCUACAGUAGGCUGUGAAAAUCUUAAAGAAUACUAAGGAAUUGAAGAUAUUGGAUCAUGGCCUUUCAUGUACCUAUUGGAUGAAAAUACGAUAUAUAUAAUUUGAAAUGGAAUAUGCUUCUAGUAUGAUUGAAACUACUCUGAAUGCUAGUGCAUCUAUUAGUUUCAUCAGUAUAUAUUAGCUAGCUGUGUUGAUUUUUAUGUGACAACAGUUUGCAUUGUAUCAUCGAUGACUGUACUUGGAUGAAAUAUUUCAUGAAUGGCUUGAUUGUGUGUUUAUAAUGAUUAAUGUUGAUUUUUUGGAUGUCAUAAGUGUAAGUGAUCAUUAUGUCAGUCUGAGGGAGUUUAUUUUAUCAUAUUUUGUGCAGUAUUUAAUUUUUUCAUGUUCGAGUUUUGUACUCAACAAGUUCAUUUUGGAUGAUCUUAUGUAUUCGCUUCAAGGUUAGGCUAUUCUUAUCAGAAGAAUCCCCUUCGCAGGUUGGAUUAAAUUCUCAAGAUCACCUCCAAGCUAAGGCAUCAUUGCAGCUGUCUGCAGGUGGACCAGGCUCCGAUGACAUUCUGCCUCCUGGAUUUGAGGGAACUCAUACUUCAAGUCAGUUUGAGAUUAAGCCAUCUCAAAUACCAGUUAUCAAGUGGAUUACUCCUCCAAAGAUCGUGCUAAAUCUCACAUGGCAAGUAGUGUGUGGGGAAGAAAGCAAAGAGGUAGAGGAUCAACGUCAGAGGGAGAUGAGAGUACUUGAAGCUAUUUAUCCUCGCGCAUCAUCCAUUCCUCCAAACCCUUCUGUUUCAGUGGAUGUUGAAGAUUCAAAUUACAUGGAUGUUCAACCUGCACUGAUACCAAUAACGGCAGUUGAAGAUGACGAUGCAGCAGCAGAUACAUUAUCAGAUUCCCUGGAACCAGUUGAUACUUCACAAUGUCUUGAAUUACCUCCCGGUAUGUUGAAGAAUUCAAACUCUGCCACAAGUACGCAAUUUUCUCGUGGUCUGACAUCUGAUGUAUCUGCUGCAUCUGUUGCUUUAACUAACAUUGUGAGGAGCAACGAACAUGGGAAAUUGAUUGACCAUGAAUUACUUAAUAAUAUUCUCAGCAAUCCAGAAGUGAUUGAGAAAUUGGUUAGAGAUUAUGGAGCUACUAAUAACUCUCAAUAUGUACAUAAUGUGGGGUCGUCCUGUGCGGUUUUUUCAAAUCCUCCUAUUCCUGUUAAUCAAGGAGAAACCGCCACACCUUCAGCGAUUGCUUUUUCAGCCACUUCUUCCUAUACACCAUCUACCGGAGGUCAGGUGGCACCUGUUUCUACCCAAUGGCAUCCUAGGCCUGCAAACAGUUCAGCUAUUGUUUCUUCUCCUGUUGAGGUUCCUGCUGCGAAAGAUGUUAACUACUAUAAGAGUUUAAUUCAGCAACAUGGAGGAGAUAAACAAGAAACACUACCAUAUUCCAGUAAACGUCAGAUUCAUCAGCCAGUAACAAGUUAUGAGCCAACAUACAAUCAAAGAGCUAAAGUGUCAAAACCAAAGAUAAUGAAGCCUUGUAUCUUUUUCAACAGUUCUAGAGGAUGUCGGAAUGGAGCCAACUGUGCCUACCAGCAUGACGCGUCAUUUCAGCCACGAGGUAAUACCGUGGCGGGGAUACAAAGUUCAAAGAGGAUGAAAAUGGAUCAUGAGAUUAGCAGUUAAAUGAACUCUGUUGAUUGGUGGUGUUGAUUGCCGUUUAAUGUGAUGGUGACGGCUGAAUGCAGGUUCAUAUGCUUUUUGAUGUGAUCAAAUUAGCUUUUAAUUUGAUGAGCAAUUGUGAGCCUUGUUUCCAACUAGUUUCAAAUGCUACAUGUAUAAUUUUUUAAUGAAAGGCUCUUCUUUUUCUUCCCUUGUUUUGAGAAUUUGCCAAAUUUACUACUUUUCUUGGUCAAUCUUUCGAUGAUUGUAUUUUAAGAUGAAGACUGAUUGCAGGCACCACCAGCUGGAUGAUGUCUUUUUCCUU